Oppia nitens is the source of this 1457-nucleotide messenger RNA. RefSeq names its product death-associated protein kinase 2-like. Gene Ontology annotation, biological process: protein phosphorylation. The transcript has a single exon. The coding region runs from base 110 to 1324 and encodes 404 amino acids. Gene Ontology annotation, molecular function: protein kinase activity; ATP binding. NCBI's taxonomy places the organism in Eukaryota, Metazoa, Arthropoda, Arachnida, Sarcoptiformes, Oppiidae. The record is from RefSeq and is a predicted model, not a curated record.
CUAUUGUUGUCGUAAUCAAUAACACAAUUACCACAAAUAUCACUACAAAUAUCAGUAUCACCAGCACUACUACUACAACUACUACAAACUACUACUACUACUACUAGCUAUGGCUAAGCUAUCUUUGAUUAGAGACAAAAUAGGCGGUCGGGAUCCAGGUCUAUUACCCGGUUCGCUCAAUUACCCGCGACCCGUAUUAGAUCCGCAAUACGCUCUAUACUAUCAGAGAGGUCGAGUUAUGGACAUUCCGACCGAAAUCCGUGAAAAAUUUGCAACCGAUGGUCCCGCAGCUUUUGGUCGCGAUCCGCAGACUGGUCUACCAAUUUACGGGCCGCUACCGUACGAACAAUGCUUUCCGACUAACGUACCCAAUGAGUUGAAUUUAUCGGGCAGUUGGCAAGUGGCUAAGCCGUUGUUGGCACAGUUAGGCAUACAGAUAGAGACUAAGAUACUCGAGGGUGCAUUCGGUGAGGUAUGGCGUGUGGAUAUGGGUCCGGGCAACGGCACAAUGGCUGUGAAAAUAUUGCAAAUCUGGCAGUUUGUCAAUUUGUAUGGCUCGCUGACGGAAGCAAUGAGAAUGAUGCUCAGGGAUGUUGAGUCGGUACGCGGCUUAAGACACCCGAAUAUGGUGUCCGUAGAAACUGUACUACACGUGCGCGACGAUCGGACCGGUUUUCCGUCUCUGUAUUCGUUUAUAUUUAUGGAACUAUGCGACGGAGAUUUGUUGGACGAAAUGGACAGUCUGCCCGAUCAGGUAUACGAUGAGAUAGGUGCUCAUCGAUGGUUGAAACAGGUAAUCGAAGGACUAGGCUAUUUGCAUCAGAAUCGUGUCGCCCAUUUGGACAUCAAACCGGAUAAUAUACUGUUCCUUAAACAACCGCACGGUGCCCCUCAUAUCUACAAGUUGGCCGAUUUCGGGUUGGCCGAAGUUUUCCAUGCCGAUGAACCUUCGAUGGAAAGGUCAGUCAAAAAAGGUACGGCUCGUUAUUUGGCGCCCGAAGUGUUUGCCUAUAAACAGUUGCCGCCAAACAGUCCCAUACAGAUGUUUAAUACCGAAAAACUGGACAUCUAUUCGCUGGGUAUGACAAUGGCGCUCAGUUUGAUUGGUUUCGACGAAAUCGAUCAGUACUGUUACCCGACUACCGGUUGGUUGCGUGACGUCAGUCCCAAUUCAUUUAUCGACGACAGUCUAGUAUUUACGGGAAAAUUUGAGAAAAAUCAUCCAAUGAUCGAGCUAUUGAUGUUGAUGACCAGUACAGUGCCCGGUGAGAGGCCAACUGUCCAAUAUGUACGCACCUGUCCAUGGAUGCAACAGGUUUUAUGAUGGAUGGAUGGAUGAAUGGACAGAUAUGGUGUGGUUAGAUGGCGGACGGAUGGGUGAGUCUAUACAAUUAACCAAAAACUGUAUGCAAUUUUUAUAUUAUUUGAUUUAUUGGUUAGGUUAGGGGUAGUGAGUG